UGCAUCCUUAGCUCUAGUAAUUUAAAUAAUAAUUUUAUUAAUAAUAUAUAUUGUGAUAUAGAUAAUAAAAUUAUUAAAGUAAAGAAAUUGUGUCAAUACAUGGUAAAACUUAGAAUCAAUAUUAUAAUAUAUAAGAUUUUAUUGUAAAUUUCUCUUCGACAUUUUGUAAAAGCCCUGAAGACGCUUAUGUCGUACAUGUCGAAAGACUGGAGCGUGACCGUGAAUAAACAAGACCGCAAAACGAUGUUAGGCGUAGCAAACAUCACCAGGAAGCUGUCGAUAAGAAGCACCGUGCUCGUCAUAAUAGUGGUAUUAUCUUACGUCGGGUUUCGAUUCCGCGAAAUCCAACGAACUGGUCGCCGACUGAUCUUCCAGGCAAACUUCCCUUACAACACAACCAGCAGCCCUUCUUAUGAGUUGACCCUUUUCGGUCAACUUGUGGGUACUAUGUACGCGGCUGUUACUUAUACGGCGGUGGACACUUUCAUUGCGACCCUAGUGCUUCAUAUAUGUGGCCAGCUUUCAAAUCUACAUCGCGAACUGAUAAGUCUGAGCGCCUAUACAAAAGUGGAAUUUCAGACAAAGCUGAAAAAUAUCGUGAGAAAGCAUGAAUAUCUCAACAGAUUUGCAGAAAUAAUUGAAGACUCUUUCAACAAGAUGCUUCUGCUGCAGAUGCUGGGAUGCACGAUGCAACUCUGUUUUCAAGCGUUGCAGGCGUUCAUGACAAUACAUUUUGCCGACAAAAUGGACGAAAUGUUGAUGUUUAAAAUCAGUUUUUUGUUCCUCUAUGUAAGUUACAUAUUGCUGCAAUUAUACCUGUACUGUUAUAUCGGCGAGAAACUACUUGUCAAGAGCACACAAAUAGCAUACGCAGCAUAUGACUGCAGUUGGUACAACUUGUCAGCGCGCGACGCAAGAUCAUUAGUGACUAUCAUGUGUCGAGCUCGGACGCCAUUACAAAUCACCGCCGGUCGGUUCUGCUCUUUCAACCAGGAGCUCUUUAGCGAAGUUCUAAAGAAAUCAAUGGCUUACAUGUCAUGUAUCUACGCAAUGAAUAGCUUCGAUUGAAAAUGAAACAAUAAAUUAUACAGGUUUUCGUCAGUGGGAUCCUUAUCUAUAUUGCUAACAGUGAGAGAAAAUAAUACUGAAGAAAUGACAAUGAAUUAAUUUGUCGCAUAAUUGACGACAUCAAUUUUUAAAUAACAAAAUAAACAGGUUUACAUGCUUGCAACAUGAAUUUUGAAUUGGAAAAUUUUCAUGGAGUAUCAAAGUAUUAUUCGACUAUUAGUUGCCUUGAACUAUUUACUUGCCUCCGUUUAGGAAUUAAUUAACUAAAAGUUCUUAAAAGAGAAGUUGUUAAAAAAAAUUUACUACAGGUAAAAAUUGUAUUCAUAUAUUUUAAAAAGUUUGUUAUUUUAUUUUCAUGUUUCGGAGCAAUCCAAAGUCGUAUUGACAGCUAAUGGCGCUCGUGAAGAGAUGAACAAACUUUUUCUUAAUAAUUACAAACUAGAUUUUAAUAAUUACACACUUGAUUCCACAACAAAUUAUUUUAUACUUUUUAAAUAAAUAAAUAGAUUAUGUAAAUUUUAAGUUAAUUGUUGUGCUCUGUCUUUGAAAAAAAUUCUUAAAAAUGAUCUUGAAAAUAGCCUUCAGCACAAACUUUCUCCUUAAAUUAAAUGUUAAUUUGACGAUAAACAUUACAUCAAUUUUAUUGUAUUGUAAUAAUACGUACCUCUAUUAAACAAUUAAAUAUAAUUAUUGCUUGUCAAACGCGUUAGCAGUUUAUGAUAACUAAAGCUUACAUGUAUUGUCAACAAAUUAUAAUAAAUUCUUGACAGAUAAAUCGAUUCGCAAAUGUCGCUGUGUGUUCAACACGAUAGUAACCUUCUCUGGCUUGAUUAUAGUCUUUUAUACGGACCCAUGCACUACAGAACAUUGUUGUGAAAUUGGAGGGUUGUACGGAUAUCAUUUUCUGCAUCGGAGCAUGCGUGAUCCUCAAAGAAGGGAUAGGGAAAAAUCGAUCGUAAUAAUGUUUCAGUUGUUGCAUCGUCGACAUUCGUUAAGUAUCAAUGGAUGCUGAUCGAGGUACGCGCGAAUAGAGACUAUUAUGCGCUCGUGUAAAUUGUUAAUAGAUAAUUAUCCAGAUAGAUACUCAUGUCUAAAUCUACAAUGUUAGAGUAGAAAGUCCAAAGCAAAUUUAUCACAUAAUUUGUGAAAUAUAGUGCGCUACAAAUUGUUAAAUGCUCGAAAUAAGAAACAUGUGUCCUAUUUUGUAAUGAUAACAGUUAUAAUUAUAAUUGAA
This is a messenger RNA of Monomorium pharaonis (pharaoh ant), 2302 nucleotides long. Its product is annotated as odorant receptor 13a. Gene Ontology annotation, cellular component: plasma membrane. Bases 187 to 1068 code for a protein of 293 amino acids. The transcript is spliced from 6 exons. NCBI's taxonomy places the organism in Eukaryota, Metazoa, Arthropoda, Insecta, Hymenoptera, Formicidae. Gene Ontology annotation, molecular function: olfactory receptor activity; odorant binding. Gene Ontology annotation, biological process: sensory perception of smell; detection of chemical stimulus involved in sensory perception of smell. The record is from RefSeq and is a predicted model, not a curated record.